Molecule: messenger RNA, 1610 nt
Organism: Prinia subflava (tawny-flanked prinia)
Lineage: Eukaryota; Metazoa; Chordata; Aves; Passeriformes; Cisticolidae
Gene: SNRNP40
Product: small nuclear ribonucleoprotein U5 subunit 40
Exons: 10
Coding region: 33-1238 (401 amino acids)
Cellular component (GO): catalytic step 2 spliceosome
Molecular function (GO): protein binding; RNA binding
Source: RefSeq, a predicted model, not a curated record
CAUGCGGUGAGCUCCGCCAAUCAGCGCAGCGGAUGCAGCACCGGCAGCCAAUGGGGCGCGGGGGGCGGGGCCCGGCGCCCGCCAUGAUCGAGCAGCAGAAGCGGAAGGUCCCGGGCCCCGGGCCUGGCCCCGGCCCCGUGCCCGGGCCCCCCCCGGCCCCCGCCGCCCCCGGCGCCGCCCCCGCGCCCGGCCCCGACCUCCCGCUAGUCCCGGUGCCCGCCAAGCGGCCCCGCCAUGACCUGCCGGGGGCGCCGGGCACGGGCGGCGCUGCGGGGCAGCCGCCGGCCGGAGCUCUGCUGCAGACGGGCCCCCCGCGCUGCUCCUCGCUGCAGGCCCCCAUCAUGCUGCUGUCAGGACACGAGGGGGAGGUUUAUUGCUGCAAGUUCCAUCCCAAUGGCAACACCCUGGCCUCGGCUGGCUUCGACAGGCUCAUCCUGCUCUGGAACGUCUACGGGGACUGUGACAACUUUGCCACCCUGAAGGGGCACAGCGGGGCUGUCAUGGAGCUGCACUACAACACGGAUGGCAGCAUGCUCUUCUCAGCCUCCACGGACAAAACCGUGGCUGUGUGGGACAGCGAGACGGGCGAGAGGGUGAAGAGGCUCAAGGGCCACACGUCCUUUGUCAACUCCUGCUACCCAGCCCGGAGGGGACCCCAGCUCGUCUGCACCGGCAGCGACGACGGCACCGUCAAGCUGUGGGAUAUCAGGAAAAAAGCUGCUGUGCAGACAUUCCAGAACACUUACCAGGUCCUGGCUGUCACCUUCAAUGACACCAGUGACCAGAUCAUCUCUGGAGGCAUCGACAAUGACAUCAAGGUGUGGGACCUGCGGCAGAACAAGCUCACCUACACCAUGCGGGGCCACGCCGACUCAGUGACGGGCCUGAGCCUCAGCUCUGAGGGCUCCUACCUGCUCUCCAACGCCAUGGACAACACAGUUCGGAUCUGGGAUGUGAGGCCCUUCGCCCCCAAGGAGAGAUGUGUGAAGAUUUUCCAGGGAAAUGUCCAUAAUUUUGAAAAGAACCUUCUGAGGUGCUCCUGGUCCCCAGAUGGCAGUAAAAUUGCAGGGGGGUCUGCUGAUAGGUUUGUGUACGUGUGGGACACCACCUCCAGGAGGAUCCUGUACAAGCUGCCCGGCCACGCUGGCUCUGUCAACGAGCUGGCCUUCCACCCCGAGGAACCCAUCAUUCUCUCCGCAUCCAGUGACAAAAGGCUCUACAUGGGGGAGAUCCAGUGAAGCCCAUGAGGAGCUGGGGGGAUCCUGGGAUCCAGGAGCCCUCGGGAUCCUGGGUUUGCAGGAGCUGCAUGGAUUCACCUCCCAGUGGAGCAGGUGACAGCAGCUCGGUGUGAGAGCCCACCCUGGUGCAGGCUGUCCCCUCCACAUCUCACUGUGCAGCUUUUUCAACCUCCCUUUUCUUUGGGGAGGCAGAAAACUUGGAAUUGAAAGGAAUUUUGUUUUGGCUGUGCCACUGACAAUGAAACACUUCUCCAGAUCCCUUGAAAUUGAGAACUUUUGUUUCAGUUCCACACGUGGCCUGUAUAUUCCCUGUCCUGUUUCCUUUGGAUUUUUUUGAUACAGUUAAAACUGCAAUAAAUGGCUUUUUACACA